Ceratosolen solmsi marchali is the source of this 1371-nucleotide messenger RNA. It is a transcript of the gene CCAP-R, whose product is annotated as Crustacean cardioactive peptide receptor. Lineage: Eukaryota; Metazoa; Arthropoda; Insecta; Hymenoptera; Agaonidae. Gene Ontology annotation, biological process: neuropeptide signaling pathway. Gene Ontology annotation, cellular component: plasma membrane. Gene Ontology annotation, molecular function: neuropeptide receptor activity; vasopressin receptor activity. The record is from RefSeq and is a predicted model, not a curated record. The coding region runs from base 1 to 1254 and encodes 417 amino acids. The transcript has 8 exons.
AUGUCGACGAGGGACGAAACCAAGGGUCGUGCGCCAAAUCGACCUAGUGAAACGGCUCUCGGAAGCUUUACCGAUACGAGCAUCAAUAGCAACAUGGAAGAUUAUUAUAAUCUCGAGAAAUCUACGAUAAAUAUCACUGGCGCCAUAGACUACAACAUUACAGAAGAGAUUGACCCUUUCUACUUUUAUCAGACGGAGCAAUUUACUGUAUUGUGGCUGUUAUUUGCUGUAAUUGUUGUUGGAAAUACAGCGGUACUUGUCGGAUUAUUAUUUGGAAAAAGGAGAAAGUCCCGUAUGAAUUUUUUCAUCAAGCAAUUGGCUUUUGCAGACUUAAUGGUAGGUUUAAUAUCAGUGCUAACAGAUAUCGUGUGGCGAUCAACGGUCUCGUGGUAUGCGGGAAACAUUGCUUGCAAAAUAAUAAGGUUCGUGCAAGCUGUCGUCACAUACAGCUCGACCUAUGUGCUCGUUGCUCUCUCUAUCGACAGAUACGACGCCAUUACGCGACCGAUGAACUUUUCCAGGAGCUGGUGCAGAGCACGAGCUUUAGUGACCACCGCCUGGACCAUUUCCGUAUUUUUCAGCGUACCAAUUAUUUUCCUAUAUGAAGAGAAAAUGGUUGAGAGCAAAAAGCAGUGUUGGAUUGACCUUGGUACUGAGACGAAUUGGCGUAUUUACAUGAGUAUAGUAAGCAUUACGCUUUUCGUCGUACCAACAUUGAUUAUUGGUGGUUGUUACAUGGUCAUUGUCUGGACCAUCUGGUCGCAGAGCAGUGCAUUAAAGCAAGAUCCCACAAAAGAUACUAGGAGAGCCUCCUCAAGGGGUCUCAUACCCAGGGCCAAAAUCAAGACUGUAAAAAUGACGUUCGUCAUCGUUUUCGUAUUUAUUUUAUGUUGGAGCCCAUACAUCAUCUUUGAUCUCCUACAAGUUUAUGGACACGUACCAAAAUCACAAACUAAUAUAGCAAUCGCCACUUUUAUACAGAGCCUAGCUCCUCUCAACUCUGCAGCGAAUCCAAUCAUUUGCUGCCUUUUUAGUACUCCAUUUUGCAAAACAGUCCGAAACAUUCGAGCAAUCUCGUGGUUUUCUGGACUGUGUCCAACAAAUCCGCAUCACUGUUUCGGCACAGGCCCCCAUGGGAACAGCACAAGGACGACCGUAACAACUUCCUUGACAGCUCAAUCGUCGAGACGUAGUGGGCACAUAUCAAUGCUGCAUCCUUCCUCUAGGAAGCGAGUUAUGGUUUCUCUCGUCUAAGGAUCCUAGGUUACUCGAGUGGAUUGAAGUCUAGUAACAUUACAUACAACACAACCUAAGAGACAGUAAAAGGGAGUUAAAAGGAUGAAGAAUAUGAAAGAGAACGAGAGAGAGUAG